Molecule: messenger RNA, 3868 nt
Organism: Linum tenue
Lineage: Eukaryota; Viridiplantae; Streptophyta; Magnoliopsida; Malpighiales; Linaceae
Source: the annotation of a GenBank genome assembly
CCGGUUUCUGGCUCCGUCACUCGUGCCUCCCCCUGCUUUCUCUUUGCCGGUUAUGGGGAGAUAGAAGAAGAGUAGUUUGUCCAUUAUCGUCUUUAACUUCUGCUGGAAGAAACCACUGCCGAAUCCUGAUAGCUCUUCCCAAGUCCAACAUCAGAAGAUUUUGUUUAGUUUGAAGGUGUUAGUGAUAGUUCCUUCCCAAUGAGUACUACUAGGCAGUUUGGUAGUGGCACACUCUCCGGAGUGGUGACAGGUAGAACCAAAUUUACAAAGAACCGGUGUUCGUGGGCUCGGUGUAGUAGAGUCCCCACAGGAUUUCAAUGGAGAGAUAGUACUACGGAGUGCUGCUUGUUUACUAAGUAUAGAAGUUCAUUGUCACCACUCGUGACUUGUCGAAGAAGGCCCCAGUUGGGCGUGGUCUAUAAUCAGUCAACUCCUGGUUAUGGUGUUGAAUCCGCCGAUGUACAGGAGAGACUGGAUAUGGAAAAAGAACAUGCAGUGAAUGGUUCUGCACAUGAGCAAUUUGACUCUGUGGGAUUUUCAGUUGAGAAGAAACAUCAACCUACAGAUGUCAAACGUGAGCUUACAAUGCUUACAGUGCCUGCAAUUGCUGGACAAGCAAUUGACCCCUUCGCACAACUAAUGGAAACGGCCUUUAUUGGUAGACUAGGUCCUAUCGAGUUGGGUUCAGCUGGUGUUGCCACUAUGAUCUUUAACAACAUUUCCAAGCUGUUCAACAUCCCCCUACUAAGUGUUGCAACUUCUUUCGUUGCUGAGGACAUUGCUAAGAAUGCAGUGAUGGACUCUACCGUUGUUGGUGCUGAAGAAGACCAUACAAAUGGAAAAGUCGUAAAUAGGGUGGUUAAAAGGAAGCAACUGGCUUCUGUGUCAACAGCAUUACUACUAGCCAUUGGAAUAGGCGUCUUUGAGGCAACCGCACUGUCAUUGGGAUGUGGUCCAUUUCUUAACUUGAUGGGUGUAACAUCGGAUUCACCAAUGCGAGUUCCUGCACAGAAAUUUCUUUCAAUAAAAGCACUAGGUGCUCCUGCAGUUGUACUGUCUUUGGCUCUUCAAGGCAUAUUCCGAGGCUUCAAGGACAUGAAGACGCCUGUGAUUUGUCUAGGCAAAUAUCUUGUGACCAUAUUAAUGCUGUGGCAUCUCAAUGAGAAGGUUGUACUACUCCCUCCAAGGAUGGCUGAUUUACAGUUUGGUGUCUAUAUGAAGUCUGGUGGUUUUCUUAUUGGAAGAACUCUAGCUGUUUUGAUAACCAUGACAUUAGCGACAGCAAUGGCUGCUCGCCAAGGACCAGUUGCCAUGGCAGGGCAUCAGAUAUGCAUGCAAGUUUGGUUAGCUGUCUCUCUACUUACCGAUGCCUUGGCUUCAUCUGGUCAGGCUCUGAUUGCAAGUUAUUCAUCGAAACGUGACUAUGUGAAUGUAAAAGAAGUCACAAACUUGGUGUUGAAGGUUGGCUUGGUUACAGGUAUUUCCUUGGCUGCUAUACUCAGCGUAUCAUUUGGUUCCAUAGCCACCUUGUUCACCACAGAUGCUGAAGUACUAGGGAUCGCAAAAACUGGCAUAUUGUUUGUUAGUGCGAGUCAACCAUUCAAUGCACUAGCUUUCAUUUUCGAUGGCCUCCAUUACGGAGUUUCUGACUUCCCAUAUGCAGCCUGCUCCAUGAUGUUGGUUGGAGCAUUAUCUUCAGUGUUCCUCCUCUAUGUUCCACCAAUCACUGGACUUCCCGGUGUCUGGUCCGGCUUGGCUCUCUUCAUGGCCUUACGUACAGCAGCCGGAAUAGCAAGGCUGCUGCUGAAAUCUGGUCCUUGGUGGUUCCUACACAAAGACUUGCAGAAUUAUCAGGCUGGCUAGUCUCUUCAAUCACUAUAUGAAGGUUUUAUGUCAGCUUUUCGGGGAUCGUCCGGAGUUAGAACACACGACGGCAACAGAAGCAGCAGCAGGAUAGGUGGUUGAAUGAUGGAAACCAGGUUGAUAAAUGCUCCAAACCUUGAACUCUUUAGUGACCAGUUUUAGAGAAUAGCACAGAUUUGUAAUUUUAGAAGGAAAAAGUGAACGAAAAUAGAUAAUUUACACAUAAAAUGUCCUAAUCAAGGGCAGACGUAGUCCGUUGGGCCGUAAGGCUCGAACAGCUCGGCCCAAAGCCCAUGUUUUCUCCUGGGCUUCCAGCCCAUGUCCUUGCACAACUGGUCGUUGUGCCAAAUAUGAAUGGCGCUAAUGGAGGCCCUGUCGCUGUACUCGUCGCCGUAACACUUGAAAUAUCCAUCCCACUUCGCCGCGUCGUCUUCCAUCUCCUUGAUCGCCGGCAGCUUAAACUUCCCGUCGAGAAGCUCCAUCAGCCACCGGCUCCUCAUCUCCGACGUAAACAAGUUCGACAAGCUCUCCGAAUAUCCCAAUACGGCUAGCUGUGGGAUCCGCGGAUGAAUGCAUUGUCUGUAGAGGGGCAAGCCGCCGGUUUCACUUCGCCGGAAGAAUUUCGAUCCAAAUAUGUCUUUCACCUUCUUUCCGCCUUUGAAACCUGUUGCCAGUAUCACCAAAUCGGUCUCCAAUGGCGGCUGAUCGUCUUCGGCUUUGAUCCCUUGUUUACAGAAAGUAAAGUUCCGAGCUUUCGUCAACACGAUGCUUCCUUCUUCGACCCUGUCGUAGAACUUCUCAGGAAGUUUCGCCAGAAGACACGUGCUAAAAUCCUGGAGAAAGCUCUGCUUUGGAAUCAUCCCGUGUUUGGCCAAUGGAUGCUUGCUCUUGACCACACUUUCCACCAAUCUGGAGACUGCCCAUCUCUGGUUUUGGAAAAACUUUAUCAAAUUUCCGUAUCGAAAUGACCAAAAUUUUCAGAAGUGGAACAGAGAGGACUUACAAUUGGGGAAAGAAGUGUGGCGAGAAGACUGAGAAAGACACCUUCUCCAGGUUUGUGAAUCAAGAGCUCUGCGAAUCGAGUGAAACAUAGGUAUGGCAAUGGCGGGAACCAAUCGGGGAAGCUCCAUCUCUCUGUUCUGUACAUUACCCUGCACGGAUUUUCCUUCCCUGCAACCCCACGAAAACAGAGCAAAAAAACAGAGUCAUAACCAUCGAUUUCGGCAACAAAAUUAGACCAUGGUUCUCUCUUACCAUUCGCUUCAGAGCAUUCCAUUGCUAUAUCCAGAGCCGUUUUCCGGAAACCAACAACAGUCACUCUCUUUCCUUUGACUAAAUUCCGAGCCUCCUCUGCUUCCAAAUCGGAAUACUCCAUGGAAUGAAUCACCUUCCCCGGAAACGCUUCAGGUCCCUGUCCUGAACUAAACUGUGGAAAAUUCGGCACGUCGCUGAACUUCCCCAAGCAGAGCACCACAAAAUCGGCUUCGUAAACUUCACUCUCCGGCGAACACCCGCCGGCGCCCGCAACUUCAACUUCCCAUCUCGCUCCCCUGGAUCCGAAACCCUCGCCGUUUCCUCCCCAUAGAUGCCAGCCUUCCAUCUCCUCCUCGGCCACUCCCCUGUAGUUGAUGCCAACGACUUUGGCGUUGAAUUUGACGUGCUGAGCGAGUUGGAACCGGUCGGCGUAGGCCCGGAGGUAGUCGACGACUUGAUUGUGAGUCGGGAACUCGACGGUGACGGAGUCCGGCCAGGGAAAGUCGGAGAACUGGAAGGUGGGUUUGGAAUUCUGGAGCUUGGUGGUUGACAGGGUCUUUCUCCAGACUCCUCCGACGCCAUUCUGGGAUUCGAAGACCGUGGGCUGGAACCCUUUGGAGAGGGCGUAUUUGCAGGCCAGGAGGCCGCUGAUUCCUGCUCCGAUUAUGGCUAUCCGCUUCUGAUGUUGAUCCGCCAUUGUUUGUUGGCGAUUGAUUGGCAGGGGGGGAGAAUGGGAAAUGUUGGAUUGUCU